AUGAUGAUGAAAGGGAUUUCACUUUCUCAAUCGAAUCAUUUCAAUCCAAAUCUCGAAUUCAAUCGACCAAAUCUCCCGAUCAACAUUGUGAAUCCAACCCCGUCUCGAUUUUCCCGCCCUGUUUCCAGAAGACCCCUCCGUGUUCUCUCUCUCUCCGUCGAUCCAUCGGCGAAUCGGAACGCUAAACUAACCGCUGACGCCCAAUCGCCGCCGCUCGUAGUAGUCGGAUCCGCGAACGCCGACAUCUAUGUGGAGAUCGAUCGAUUGCCCAAGGAAGGCGAAACGAUUUCGGCCAGGACAGGGCAAACGCUCGCCGGAGGAAAAGGCGCGAAUCAGGCGGCGUGCGGAGCCAAGCUGCUUUAUCCGACUUACUUCGUCGGUCGCCUGGGAGACGACGCGCACGGGAAGCUGAUCGCGGAAGCGUUGGGCGAUGGAUCCGAUGGAUGCGGAGUCCACUUGGAUUACGUGAGAUCGGUGACUGAUCAGCCGACGGGACACGCGGUGGUGAUGCUGCAAUCGGACGGCCAGAACUCGAUCAUCAUCGUUGGUGGUGCUAAUAUGAAAGCUUGGCCUGAGAAGAUGAGCGAUGAUGACCUUGAGAUCGUGAGGAAUGCUGGUAUUGUGCUGCUCCAAAGAGAGAUCCCAGAUUCCAUCAAUAUUCAAGUUGCUAAGGCUGUGAAGAAAGCAGGUGUUCCGGUGAUUCUUGAUGUGGGAGGAAUGGAUACGCCAAUCCCUAAGGAGCUAUUGGAUUCCAUUGACAUCUUGAGCCCGAACGAAACCGAGCUCAGUCGCUUGACGGGAAUGCCGACGGAGACUUUUGAACAGAUUAGUGAGGCUGUUGCAAAAUGCCAUAAGUUGGGAGUUAAGAAAGUCCUAGUGAAACUCGGGUCUAAAGGAUCUGCACUAUUCAUAGAAGGUGAAAAGCCGAUCCAACAGUCGAUAAUAGCGGCUGAACAAGUCGUUGAUACUACCGGAGCUGGCGAUACUUUCACAGCAGCGUUUGCAGUGGCCAUGGUUGAGGGAAAGUCUAAUGAGGAAUGCUUGAGAUUUGCUGCUGCAGCUGCGUCUCUGUGUGUCCAAGUAAAGGGUGCAAUACCGAGCAUGCCCGAUCGAACAUCUGUCUUGAAACUUCUUCAAUCCAGUAUCUAA
Molecule: messenger RNA, 1149 nt
Organism: Microthlaspi erraticum
Lineage: Eukaryota; Viridiplantae; Streptophyta; Magnoliopsida; Brassicales; Brassicaceae
Source: the annotation of a GenBank genome assembly